AUGGAUACGAUUCACGUUCGGAUGAACGCUCAGCUGCCUCCCUUUGUUCGAGCCACAACCUCCACGAUAAAAGAGUUGGAUGAGAAGGUAGACUGAACUGUAUAGUUGAGUUUAGGACCUUUUUACUUUACAGGUGGAAGACUUGAAGCGUUUGAUACGCCAAAAAACCUACAUCUACGUUAAAAAUUUGAGGAACUACACCCGAGAAGAGAAGUUCAACUUCCUGAAUGAGAUUCGGGUAAGUCGCCAUAUUGGAUAGAUAUUUUGAAAAGUGUUUUCUGUUCAGACUCUAUACGCAGAAGCUGACGGAUUCGCGGAGAAAAAAGUGGAACUGGCGGAGCAAAUGUACGACAAAGUGGACUCUUUCAUCAACGAAAUGGACGAAUAUAAGAAGCGGCUGGAUAAGAAACGCGUGGUUCCCGAUGACAAGAAACUUGCAAGUCAGUGGCCGUCGUUUAAUGACCGAUAUUGUUUUCAGAAGGAACUCAGCCCGCGAAAAGAGCCAAAGUUCCCAAAGUCGAGCGGAAGAAGACGACGGCCGCAGAACACAAAGCGGCUCGUCUUGCCGAAAACGGUGAGUACGAUACCCUGAGAACAACGUAAAAAUCGUUUGCAGCGGCGAUGAUGGAUCAGCUGAAGGAAGCUCCUGUAGUCGGGGAGUUGGAAGCUCCAGUCAAUCCGCAUGAGCCGGUGUACUGCGUUUGUCGACAGGUACUCGGAAGCCGGAGGAAUGCGGUAAAACGUCCUGGAUUAAAGGUUUCGUUCGGUCAGAUGGUCGCCUGCGACAACAAGCACUGUCCCACAGAGUGGUUCCAUUUCGGCUGCGUCGGCAUCGACGCCACACCCUCAGGUUCGCUUUUACCCUCAUUUUUGGUUCACAAGUUGAAAUUCGAUCGACGGUGUUUUAUUAGAAACAAUAUUUUGUCAGUAAAAUAAUGAAUUGAGUGAAUGAAUAUUUUCAAGGUGUUUGGUACUGCUCCGACUGCAAACAGCAACCGCGAAGGCGCAAGUAA
Messenger RNA from Caenorhabditis auriculariae, 1013 nucleotides. NCBI's taxonomy places the organism in Eukaryota, Metazoa, Nematoda, Chromadorea, Rhabditida, Rhabditidae. The record is from the annotation of a GenBank genome assembly.